AUGAAUGCUCUCCACCAGCAUGUCCAACAACUCUCCAUCCUGGCGCUGUUUGAGAUUGUCGCACUGCUCAUUUUAUCAGCAGUAACGGGUAUCUGUUGGACGUACCGUAACCGGGGUUUCUGGUCCUCGUCGUCGGCCAACUCACAGUUCAUUCCCGGGCCGGAGGGGAAGCUAUUCAAAGGCAGUUCUGGAGAGCUCCAAACCAAUGGCGCUGCCAGCUGUAAGGCAUGGUACUCUCUGUACAAACGAUACGGGCCUGCUUAUGAGAUGACCAUUCCCUUCUUUCGCUUGCACAUCAUUAAUCACCCCACCUACCUUGAACAUAUCCAGAAGCACAAUAGCAAGAACUACAUACGCGGCAAAUUCAUCCGUAACGUCUUCGGACCACUUCACAGAUCCGGAAUCUUUAUUGUUGACGGCAAAGAAUGGCAGUUCCAGCGCAAAGCAGCCACACGCGCUUUCAGUAAGCGGAACUUUGAAACUCACAUCACGAAGUCCCUUCACCACUGGCUCGAUAUCCUGAUUGGUCUGCUCUCAAAUCUGGCCAAAGAACAAAAAGAAUUCGACUUUCAAGAACUGAUGGGGCGACUCAUGUUUUGUCUGUUCUUGCAGAUCGCUUUCCACGAGGACAAACUUGGCCGAGAUAUUCUGUCGAAAGACCCCGACUGUCUUAAAUCCACCCCUGAUUACAUUCAGGCAUUCGAUCAAGCGGCCCUUUGCUUUGAUCGGAGGAGACGUGACCCAUUGUGGCGAAUUAGCGAGAAGCUAUCUGGUGAAGAUAAAAUUACCAAGAGAGCCGCAGACCUCUUUUAUGCCAAGAUCGAUGGUCUCAUCAAGAAACGUCUUGAUGCGAUGAAGAAUGGCUAUACGCCUGACCCCGACGCCGGAGUUGAUCUUCUAGAUCUCUUUGCACAGUCAACAACUGAUCCAUACAAGUUGGGCGGAAUGGCAUUCUCAUUCCUAUCAGCCGGACGCGAUACAACCGCAUUCAGUCUUUCGUGGCUGAUGAAGGAGAUACAUCAUAGCGAAAAUCAACAUCUUGAUGCCGCAAAUAAGAUACGCGCUGAGGCUGGUGAACUUGGUCUCACUCAUGAGUAUCUACGUUAUGGAGAUGCGCCAAAAUUACGAUUUUCCAAUGCGAUGUGGGACGAGACAGCUCGCCUGGAUACAGUCUCUCCUGCUGGCCAAAUGGAGGCAGCCCAAGAUGACAUACUCCCUGCAGUGCCCGAACUCAACAUGCCCCCUCGCUAUAUUAAGAAAGGUGAUAUCGUGAGCUAUCAGAAUUAUGUGCUCUCUCGGAUGCCACAAGUUUGGGGAGAUGACGCUGCUGUCUUUGACCCCUACCGAUGGAUUAAUGAAAAUGGGGAUGCAGUCUCGUACAGCCCAUUCAAAUAUCACUCUUGGAAUGCUGGACCGCGCAGCUGUCUCGGACGUGCUCUUGCCACGUAUGAGGGUAUUGCUAUCAGCACUGCAAUACUCGACCAUUUUGAUGUGCUCCUUACAGAUAACCAUAAGAAAUACGAGCCGCUUGCGGCUUUGAAUAUGGGAAUUAAAGGUGGUCUGCGCAUGAGAGUAAAGGAGAGAGCUUCUAGGAUCUGUUAG
This is a messenger RNA of Venustampulla echinocandica, 1602 nucleotides long. RefSeq lists its product as uncharacterized. The record is from RefSeq and is a predicted model, not a curated record. Gene Ontology annotation, molecular function: heme binding; monooxygenase activity; iron ion binding. The transcript has 8 exons. NCBI's taxonomy places the organism in Eukaryota, Fungi, Ascomycota, Leotiomycetes, Helotiales, Pleuroascaceae. The coding region runs from base 1 to 1602 and encodes 533 amino acids.